This is a messenger RNA of Cuscuta epithymum, 1682 nucleotides long. The record is from the annotation of a GenBank genome assembly. Lineage: Eukaryota; Viridiplantae; Streptophyta; Magnoliopsida; Solanales; Convolvulaceae.
UCUAUAUAAGCUCACCAUUGCUUUGCUGCUCAAGAACACAAAAGUGAGGCUGAGAGAUAUAUAUACACAGCGUUAUAUUCCCUCACACUCGCACACACUUCACCUACACGAUCAAAUAUUUUCUUCGAUCAAAAAAUCUCUUUUUAAUUGUUUUUUUAUUGAAUCUGCUAAUCAACUGUUUUUGAAAACUUUCAACUAUUUUGAGAUCUAUUUAAGAUUUUUUUUUUUCACCAGAUCUGCGAAGAGGGCUUAUUUGUUGUCCCUCGAAGUUUGAUCUUUGAAUUUUAAUCAAGGAAAGGAAGAGGGAGGCUGUUAUUUGAAAUACCUCUUUUGAUUCUUUUACUUGAAUUUUUAUUUUUUUUUAACUUGAUUUUGUUUAGAACAUAUAUGGCAGCUACCAUGGAUCUGUGGAAUAGCAUAGGUGUAGAUCUCAAUUCUUCUGAGCCUUUUAAUGGCGGUGGUGAUCUCAUGGACGCGCUUGGACCUUUUAUGAGAAGCGCGUCUCCAUCACCUUCUUUGUCUUCUUCUUCUUCCACUUACCCUUACAUGAGCUCCUCCAAUGGCGGCUGCUCUACCUCCACCGGGAUGGUUGAAUCUGGUUAUUCUGGUUACGAGGUUGAUCAGUUGGGCUCUAUUGGGCUUAAUCCGUUGACCACAACCCAAAUCAAUCAGAUCCAGAAUCAAAUAGGCCAGCACGCCCAACAGUUGAUGGGCUCUUCCCCGGCCCAGAUCCAUUGGGCCCACCACGGGCCGAGCCUGAGCUUUCUGGCGCCGAAGCCCGUUCCGAUGAAGCUGUCCACCGCCGCGCCGAAGCCGACGAAGCUGUACAGAGGCGUACGGCAGCGCCACUGGGGGAAGUGGGUUGCGGAGAUCCGUUUACCCAAGAGCCGGACCCGGCUCUGGCUCGGAACCUUCGACACAUCGGAGGAGGCGGCUCUCGCCUACGACAACGCGGCGUACAAGCUCCGGGGCGACUCGGCUCGGCUCAACUUCCCGAACCUCCACCAUAACGGCUCGCUCGUCAGCGGAGACUUCGGGGAGUACAAGCCGCUCCAGUCCAACGUGGAUGCCAAGCUGGAAGCCAUCUGCCGGAACUUGGCUGAGAACAAGAGCGUUGACUCCAGGAAAUCGAAGCCGGCUCAGCCGAGGACGCCGAAGGAAGAGGAGAAGGGCAACGCGGCCGUGUCGGAAAGUUACGGGUCCGAUUCCGGGUCGGGCGAGUCGUCUUCACUGUCGGAUCUAACGUUUUCGCAAUUCACGGACGAACAGUCCACGUGGGACAUGUGCUCGGAGCUGCAUAAAUAUCCAUCUCAUGAGAUCGACUGGGAAUCUCUAUGAAAAAAUAUUGUAACUUUCGUUUUUUUUUAUUUUACAAGAAAAAAUAGGAAUGAAUUAUCUAAGGGUGGGGCCUGCUGCAUGAUGUUUUUUGAAUUUGCAGCAAGAGCAUGGGUGAUAAUAGUUGAGUCAGUCCUUGUAGUUACUUGUAUUGUUAGAAAGAUCCCCAGCUGGCUGGCCAAGUAGUUUUUGUCUUGGCUGGACCAGUGAAAUGUUAUUCCUUUUUAGCUUGGUGUCUAUAUUGUAUUUUACUUUCUGUACUUAUUAUGGGAACUGUUAUACUACUUUUAGUUUAUACUAGAGAUUUACCUUAUUAAUAAGACCAAAACAUGGUUUUUUCCCCAAAA